Hypoxylon fragiforme is the source of this 1164-nucleotide messenger RNA. RefSeq lists its product as uncharacterized. NCBI's taxonomy places the organism in Eukaryota, Fungi, Ascomycota, Sordariomycetes, Xylariales, Hypoxylaceae. The record is from RefSeq and is a predicted model, not a curated record. Bases 706 to 975 code for a protein of 89 amino acids. The transcript has 3 exons.
UCCCAGUCGCUUGAUUAUAAUAUAAGAAUGUUUCAAGGUUAUUUGUAAGAUGUUGGUAGCUUCGACCUAUGCCUGCUCGGUUUUAACAUUGCAAUAGUGGUAUAUCCCGUCGAUGCAUCUUGGCGAUCAAUUCUCUAAGGAGUAGUUCCAGGAACCAACGUUCAUCUAAAUAUAAUCUUAAUCUCUUUAAACUCAACUUCGAACGGUGUAUAAUUAUCAGAUGCGUGCUUUGCCGCUUAGAGGGAUUUUCGUUAGCGGAAACGGACCAAGGUUAGGAAUCAACGCGCUGAAGAUUUUCAGGCCAGAAGUAAGGAUGGAUUCUUCAACAUGAUCCUAUUCUCAUGAAGCUUGGGGUAUGCCACAAGGAUAUUGAGAUAUUUUAAUCGCCAACAACUUCGCUUAGCUAGCUGCUACUACUAGGUUAUGGGAUUUCAACAUGGCGGCGACGUCAUCCUUCGUGAAGCAGCUUGUAUAGACACAAAGUCUUCUACUUAUCGUUAUAAGACUCCUUUCUCUGCUUGGUGUAUAUAACAGACACCCAUUCGCACGAUUUCAACUUCUUUUUACAACCAAGAUAUCAGUUUCUAUCUACAACUAAGUUCAACCCGUUCAUCUGCUCUAUUUACUAUCCUGCCUACGGUAUCUUUGAAACACUGUUUCUUUUCGCCAAAAUUCAUCUAUUAUACUACCAAAACCCACAUCAAGAUGCGCUCCUCCAUCUUUUUCUUCUACAGCUUUACCGCUGUAAUCGUCGGCGCAACUCCCGUCAGCCAGCAGCCCCAGGCUCGUAUGGUCGUCGAAGGUAAAUGCUACGUAUCUGGCAAUCACCAGACUCCAAAUGGAAUCUGCUAUGAGGAAUACGAGACCAGAUCGGGUUGGACGGGCAACUGUGACUCUUACCCGUAUAGGUGCACCGCGAACGGCAAUUAUUGCAGUCUCUCAACUGUGCCGGGUGGGGUUGUUAUGUGUACGUAGAAGGCCGGAGGCGGCUUCGUAGUGACAGGCUAGGAGAGGUUGGUUGGCUGUUGCCAGAGACGUUAGGCUAGACAUACGCUCGUUAAGAUACGGAUUGUUCCAUGUACAUAUAUAUCUAUACUCGCUUUAGAGGACACACACUCGUUUUAUAGGAAGCUUCAUUUCAUAGAAAACAGUGUUAUUUCAAGC